This is a messenger RNA of Sphenostylis stenocarpa, 385 nucleotides long. NCBI's taxonomy places the organism in Eukaryota, Viridiplantae, Streptophyta, Magnoliopsida, Fabales, Fabaceae. The record is from the annotation of a GenBank genome assembly.
AUGGACAUCAAGCGUGGGCUGCAAGAGUCCAGGCGAGAUCCUGUGGUGUUCCAGAACUGCAUCAUGGUUGUGAGGAAGCCAAAUGACAACCAGCAGAACAUGGUGACAACACAAGGGAGAGAGGACAAGCAACAAGCCACUGGAAUUGUGCUCCAGAAGUGCACAAUCAAACCUGAUGACAAACUGGUCCCAGUAAAGGACAAGAUCAGGAGCUACCUUGGAAGGCCAUGGAAGGAGUUCUCAAGAACCAUUGUGAUGGAAUCAGAAAUAGGUGACUUCAUUCACCCUGAUGGAUGGACAGCUUGGAAUGGAGACUUUGCUCUCAAAACAUUGUACUAUGCUGAGUAUGGCAACACAGGACCUGGUGCCACCACCAAUAUGCGAC